This is a messenger RNA of Cladocopium goreaui, 1560 nucleotides long. The record is from the annotation of a GenBank genome assembly. Lineage: Eukaryota; Dinophyceae; Suessiales; Symbiodiniaceae.
CUUGUGCCAUGGCGUCCUCGGCAAGGUCCAGUGUUCAUUCGCAGAACCGGUUGGCGGUUUUCGUCUUCCCGGGUGCUGCUGGUCAUGUCAAUCCAUCGCUGCCCAUCUGCCGAAGAUUAGUGGACUUGGGCUGGCAGGUGGUAUAUGUCUGCAAUCCAAGCUUUCAAUCCGUCAUUGAGGAGACGGGUGCGGAGUUCCGCGACGUCAACGCUGUAUGCGAAAGCUUCGGCGGCAUCAGCGAUCUGCGCGAGAUGAUUCUGCAGUCCAUGGCAGAGUAUCAGGAUCCUGGAGCAAAGAUGUGGGCCAUGAAUUUCGGCAGCAUCGCCACAGAACGACUCAUUCCAAUUUUCGCCGACUUUUUCAAGGAGCUUUCUCCCAAAUUGCUGAUUUAUUGUCCUGUCCUCUGUCCCUACGCCCACUUCGCCGCGUCGUUGCUCCCCAAGCUGCGCAGCGUCUCGCUCCUGACGGCCGCCGGGCCGGGCUACUGGGACGCGGCGUUCAAGGCCCACGGCGGCACGGCACAACAGCUGGUCGAGACCAUCGCGAAAAAUGAGGCCAAUCAGGUGGCGGUGUCCAAGAUUCGAGUGAAGUUGGAGCAGCCAAGGAUGUCCCUCAACACUUCGGAACCUUUGGUGCAGGAUUACUAUGCACCGCUGAACUUAGUCACAACCCUUCCAUCCCUGGCCGAUCCGUUGAGCGAAAAAGAUGCAGGCGUGUACUUUGCCCAAGGCAAGAAGUUCGAAUUCGUCGGUCCUCUACUGGUUCCAGCACCAUCCGAAGCUGCGCCUGCGAGCGCGGAGGACACGUCGAAGCUGUUCGAAGAAAUCGGAGGGGUGGAAGCAGGACGUGAAAUUGUCUACGUUUCUAUGGGCACAGUGGUCACUGGGAACCAUGAGGAGUAUGGCUGGCGAGGCUGCAGCGGUACCGUGCUCACCGGGAAGCAGAUUUGCCAGGCGGUUUAUGGUGCUGUUCAAAGAACUUGGCGAAGUGGAUGGCGCCAGCUCCCCCUUGGUGAUUCUGUCCGUAGGUCUCCAGGAGGACGCUCUGGUCCCCGAUCCACCCUCCCUGUGGCCCGAAAGCGGCGUGCCAAAGAACUGCAUCUGCCUCCCGCGAGUGCCUCAAGUGGAGCUUCUGCAACGGGUUAGAAGUCAGUUGGCCUUCUGUGUGACCAACGGUGGCCAAAACACCUUCAUGGAAUCUCUCUCCGUAGGGUGUCCGUUGCUGGUCUGUCCCGGCUUCGGUGACCAGCUGAGCAACGCAGCGCGUGCAGACGCCUUGCAGCCGGGCGUCAAGGUGGAUCGGCCCAAGACAGGAGAGGUUCCUGAAGCCCUUGAAGCAUAUCAUGCGUCGGUCUGUAGCGCUCUCCAAGUGAUGAAGGGCACGUCCAGCGAGACCUUCCGCGCCAAGGCGCGGAGCCUCUCCGACGAGGUGCGCUACGCGGGCGGCCUGCGCCGGGCGCUGGAUCUCAUCUUGGAAAGUCUGUGAGUUCGCCGAACGGCGCCGGACGACAAGGGUACCCAUUGGAGCAGCGACAAGUUCCCGUUCAUUCUUGAAUUCUAG